CGAUAGCAGACUAUCGAUAUGCAACACUACUUUAUUUAUAUACUAUUGUUAAGGAAUAAGGGCUACCGCUCGUUAUAAUUUACUUAAAAUUUAAACCUGUUUGCAUUUUGUUGUUAUCCAGUUAGAAAUACAACAAGAGAAAAUGUCGAGUACAUCACAGAAGCAUAGAAACUUUGUAGCUGAACCAAUGGGCGAAAAGCCUGUUACUGAAUUAGCGGGCAUUGGACCAGUUUUAGGGAAAAGACUGGAAACCGCAGGAUUUGACAAGGCCUAUAUUGUUCUUGGACAAUAUCUGGUACUAAAAAAAGACAGGGAGCUUUUUCAAGAAUGGAUGAAAGACGUAUGCAGUGCAAGUUCAAAACAGUCUGGCGAUUGUUACCAAUGUUUAAAAGAUUGGUGUGAUGAGUUUUUGUAAAUAAAAUGUAUUUUUUUUUUAUUAAUUUUCUUACCAAACAUAUUAUGUGUAAAUAAACAAUUAUAUAAUAAUUAAAUAAUUACAUGUAAGUACUUAUAUUCUUCUCUAUUUUUUUUUCAUUCACCUACUGAAAUUUGUAACUAAAUAAACAAACAUUACUUACUUAAUAGUCAAUAAUCUAUACUUACUAUAUUGGUAACAAGUUUUUUUCCGGUCGGUUCGAGGCGAGUUGACCGAAAGAAGUAACAUACGACAUAUCGCGCGACGACGCAAAGCGCUCGGGGAUGUUCGAAAAUUAACUUUUGGUCAGUCGAAUGACUUGUCAAAAACAUACUUCAUUUCAUGCCUAUUAUAGUCUAAGAUCCGAAAAAGAUAGACUCCCAGUCGUUUGUUAAAUGGAUGAGAAGUAUUUUAUAUAAAAGGACAUGUCCGCUUUUUGUAUGGGUGCUGAUUCUUUAUUUAGAACAAAAUCCAUCUAACCCCAAACUUAUGAGAUGUUUAAUUGGCAAAUUUAUGAAGCUUGGAACCAAAUACUUAAUGAUUUUAGAACCCGCCAUUUAUAUGAAAAAUAUAAAUAUGUAUGGCAGCGUCACUCAAAAAAAUAAGUUCAUUGAUUCGUCAUAAAAGGUUGACCAAGUAACUAAGUAUAUACCUAUAAUUUCGAUUUUUACUUUGACUGCUGUCAGUUAUUGUCAUUUGCGGACAUUAAGGGGAAAUUAGAAAAAAAGGGCGGGAAACUUUCGACUUCGCAAGGCGCGCCUUUUUGAUCUCUUACAGUACCUACAUACUUUAAGAAAGUAUUUUACUAACUUAUUCAUAGUGAUCAGUGGUAUAUAAACUCCGUAUAUUAAGUUUAAGUAUUCAAUUUAUUGGCCAUCUGGUAAGCUCUUUUAUGUUACUUGCCGGCGGAUUGCCGAACCCCCGAUCCCGAGGGGGACGGUUCCUCCGGUGGCCUAUAUGUUACUAUUAAUGAAUCUACAUUCGGAAUGCGCAUAGACAAGUGUCUAUGCGCAUUCCGAAUUCAUUAAGUUGGCGUUGAGAAAGUGAAGUCACUUUCUCAACGCCAACUUAAGCGAAGUCGUUUGAACAAAAUCUGUAAACGAUGUAAUAAGCGUAGAAGGACACAUGGUUAGGACGAUAACAAAUCCAUAGAUUGUCAUUGUAUAAUUCUGCCGAAACUGAUCUACCUAGAACUCAAAUAAAUUCUUAUUACCCAGAUACUUAAGACUAAAUUAGAUCAGAGUAACGACACUUUAAUUCCCCAACAUACCCCUACCUCUAUUGGAAGAAAAUUAUAUGAAAAUAUUGAUCGUACUCGCUUUGGCCAAACCAUGAUUUAAAAAAUUGCAUAUAUAUAGCAAUAUCAAACGAAUUGGUAAAAAAUAAAAUUUCUAUGGCAUUUUAUCAAAUUUAUUUUAUUUUGGUUGCUGCAAUAGAGAAAAGAACUAAUCAAAUAAGGCACUUGCGAAAUCUAUGAAUUUACUUUUGCAAUGAUUGUAAUCAUAUUAAUUGUUAAUUGGACAGAAAAAUAUCAUAUCACUAAGGUAUACAGUUCAAUUUCUAUAUAAAAUUGGAAAAUUGGACGGAAAUUAAUUUUUGAGUAAUAGACUUAACACUGUACACAAUUUAUACAUAGGAAGUCGCGUACCACUAUUGUGUAUUUUGUAAUAAUAAUUUGUUAUUAAAUAAAGAGAAUUAUUUAAAAU
Molecule: messenger RNA, 2121 nt
Organism: Manduca sexta (tobacco hornworm)
Lineage: Eukaryota; Metazoa; Arthropoda; Insecta; Lepidoptera; Sphingidae
Product: barrier-to-autointegration factor
Exons: 2
Coding region: 143-415 (90 amino acids)
Molecular function (GO): DNA binding
Source: RefSeq, a predicted model, not a curated record